This is a messenger RNA of Ylistrum balloti, 795 nucleotides long. Its product is annotated as putative nuclease HARBI1. The record is from RefSeq and is a predicted model, not a curated record. The coding region runs from base 1 to 795 and encodes 264 amino acids. NCBI's taxonomy places the organism in Eukaryota, Metazoa, Mollusca, Bivalvia, Pectinida, Pectinidae. The transcript is spliced from 4 exons.
AUGGCUGCGGCAUUAGUAUUAUUAUUUGAGAAUGACAGAGCGAUGCGACGAGAGAGAGUUUUUCGCGAUAGGUUGAACAUUCUAGGUACUCUUACUGACGGCGAAUUGAUAGCAAGGUAUCGAUUUCCGAGGACAACAUCAAAUGAUGAUCUGAACAGAGUCAAAGAUGGAUUUUAUAAAAUAACCAGCUUCCCUAAUGUUGUGGGGUCCAUUGAUGGUACGCUGAUACCUAUCCAAGGAAUGUCUGGGGAAGAAGAACCAAACUUCAUCUGCCGUAAAGGAUUCCCAGCUAUCAAUGUGCAGGGAGUUGUGAAUGCCAAUCUUCGUUUUACCAACAUUGUGGUUAGGUGGCCUUUAGCAACCCAUGACGCUUUCAUUUUAUCAAACUCUGGUCUACCAAAUAUAAUGGAAAACAUGAAUGGUUGGCUCUUGGGAGACUCAGGGUAUUCUUUAAAAAGAUGGUUGUUGACUCCAUUUGGUGCCCCAGGGAAUCCACAGGAAGAGAGAUACAACAAAGCUCACUGCUCUACUAGGAACACUAUGGAGAGAGCCUUUGGAGUGCUUAAGAGCAGGUUCAGGUAUAUUCAUUUUACAGGAGGAUGCCUGCAAUUUAAGCCAGCAAAGAGCAUCAGGAUCAUUGAGUGCUGCUUUAGACUGCACAAUAAAGCCAUCAACGAAAGAAUCCAUUUGGGUGCAGAUGAGCCAGUAGUACACCUGUACAACAACAACAUUGCAUACCAAAGAAGGGAAAAUGAUGGGUUAACAACACGACAAAGACUUCUUCAGAGAUUUUGA